AUGCAAGAACCACAACAAUUAUUUCAAUCAUACAUUGUUCAAAAUAAAAAAUGUCAACAACUCUUAAGUGAAACACAAAAUGAGAUUCAAAAUUUCUAUGAAUCUCUUAAAGAUGAACCUUUUAUUAAAAAAGAGAAAGAAGAUUAUGACACUUCUAUUAAAAGGGGAGAAGGUAUUCUUGAUAGGUUUGAUGAAACAUUUAGAAGAGUUGAAUUGAUUAGAAACAAAGGAGACACCACACUAAAAGAAUUAAUCCUUACAAAAAAUACACUAAAUUGUCUUCUUCAUGAAAUUGACCGAAAAGAGUUAGAACUUGUUGAAAAGAAUAACCAUAUAGUUGACAAGACUAUUGGAUUAGUGAAAGAAAAGUAUCAAAAACAAAAUGAACUAAUAAAGAAAAAAAUGGAUAGUGAAAUUAAUAGCUUAAAUGAUAUGAGAAAAAACUAUUCUAAGGCUCAAAGCAAAGUCAAAUUUAAUACAAUGAUUGAUGAAGAAUUGAAAAAUGAACAACAGAGAAUAAAUGAAAUUCAUGAAAUAGUUUACAGAAAACAGAUUGAACAAAAUAGAACAAUUAAUGAAGAAAUGAAGCAAAUUGAAAGUUGGGCAGGAAAAAAACUUGGAGAUGUCAUUUUUGAUUCAAACAAACAUAGUUGGGGAAGUCAGAGUCAAUUUGGUGAUUUAAUGCAAAACCGUUCAAAUUAUAUUUUGUUAAUACAAGAUACUAAUGGAAAUAAAUUUGGUGGCUGUUUCUACAAUACUUUAAACUCUCUUUCUUCUUUUAUUUAUGACCCAAAUUCAUUUUUAUUUUCAAUAAGGUCAAAUGGUAGAUUACCUGGUAUGAUGAAAUUUAAUAUCAAAGAGGAUAACAAUUCUAUAGAAGUGUACAGUAGUCAGAGUACUUGGUUAUUAUCAGUUGGAAUGGGAGGAAAUGGACAACAAGAUGAUAUUUGUAUUAUGAAAAAGGGUUUUGAAAAUAAAGAGCAACAUAGUGGAUGUAAACAAAGUUCGUAUGACUACAGAGGUUAUCAAAAUGCAUUAUGUGGAUCAAAUAAUUUUGAUGUUUUAGAGUUUAAAAUGAUUCAAAUGAAGUAA
Molecule: messenger RNA, 1092 nt
Organism: Entamoeba nuttalli P19
Lineage: Eukaryota; Evosea; Mastigamoebida; Endamoebidae
Exons: 1
Coding region: 1-1092 (363 amino acids)
Source: RefSeq, a predicted model, not a curated record